Peronospora belbahrii is the source of this 1398-nucleotide messenger RNA. The record is from the annotation of a GenBank genome assembly. NCBI's taxonomy places the organism in Eukaryota, Oomycota, Peronosporomycetes, Peronosporales, Peronosporaceae.
AUGGCGUCGUCCUCGAUGUCGGAUCAUGUUAAUCCACUACAAGAGCGUGCAGCCGCUGCAGCACAGGUAUUGCUUGCUCCAGGACGAUCCGUGUCACAGCGAGAGAUUCAAGCAAUGCUUGAGAAGAAUGAAGCGGCAUUAAAGAGCUGGAAUGCACUGCAUAAACAGCAGCCUGCAAAGACAAGUACUACCGAGCAUAAUGAAUGGGUACGAAGGUGUGUGAACUUACGUCAGCAAAUUGGAGCAAGGCUCGAGAUGUUGGCCUCAUUGGCAGACAAGCAAAUUGCCCAGGAAGAUGAGAAAAAUGACGCACAAAAGACUGUUGCCACUUUGUCAAUUGGGAGACGAACAGAGACGUUACAAAAGUCAAAGCUCGUCGUUCAGGGUGCUGCAGUUUCACAUAUUCAGCCACAAGCGACUUCAGAUGCUCUUCAGCAAAUGUACACACCGCCAGAGAUUUCGACAAUGUUGAUGGGUCCUACGUCCACUCUAGUGUCCAUGUCGAUGCCAAAUAUGACUGCACCGACACCACCGACGUUGUUCCCUGAACCUCCAAUGCCUACGCUUGGUUUUGAUUCUGCAAGCUCUAGUAUGUUUUACCCGACGGGACAAACAAAUUCGAUGCAGACAUCGACUGGAUUUACGUUAACGACGUCAAUGGCAGUCUCUGGUGUAACGACACCGACACGCGGGUACGCUAUGAGUUCAGAUGUCCAGACAUUCACGCCGAACACGUACAUGACUUCAUCGGAUCGGCUUCCUAGCGCUUCACCUGGAUUUAUGAACCAGCAGGACUACAUGAUGGGCGGCGGUAUGAUGAAUCCCCAACAGCAACAGUUCAUGCCAAUGCGCAUGCCUAUGAAUGUAGACUCUUCAGGAGGUGGUAACAUGUACGUCAACAACACGUAUGGCAUGCCGUCUGCACCAACAUCAGCGAACAUUUACAGUAGUGGAAACGGCAACAGCAACAAUAGCAAUUUUCCGGUGGAUCCAUUUAUUACGCCAUAUGAGUUCACAUCCGACGCGAGCUUCGGGACGUCUGGGUUCCCAAUGGCUGGUAUGGCGGGCAUGCCCAUGCAUCAUCAACAACAUCAGGUGAUGGGAUCUAUGAACGGAGCCAAUUAUGGAGCACCUAUGAUGCCGAACAAUUUUGGAUAUGGACCAAGUAUAGGAAUGCCGUCGUCAUCUACACAAAGUAUAAUGCCGCAGUCGGUACCGACACAUCAUUAUCAGUCUACUCAUCAACCUUUCCAGCAACCUAGCCAACUUCAUCAAUUUCCAACACAACAAAUUGUAAUCGAGCCUGUAGGUUUAUUUCCAGAUUCAACACUUUACGGUGACAACACGGUAAACAUUUUUGAAGGGCUUACAGACGAUGCAUUCUUUCCAAUGCAAUGA